CAGUUCCAAGUGGGUGAUCUAGUAUUACUGAAUUUACAGCCAUACACUGAGUUCUCUGUGGCUAACAAGUAUGGAUUAUUCAGGAAAGCACAUUCGCUCUCUAGAAAUACAGAACUAGCUCUUGUUUAUUGGAGUGUCAAGAACAUGACAUGUCAUCACAUAACAACCUACGAAUCCAUGAUGCCUGCUGGCGCAAGCACAGAAAGAGAGAAAAGGGGGGAGGGGAGAAAAGAGUGAGCAGCUGCACUGCAAGUACACGGGCUUGAGUUGUCCCGGUAUAUACCCUCUUCUCCCUUAAGCUAGGGCGAUUAAAAUAACGCAAGUAAAUACAGCUCGGAAUCGAGCAACGGGCCGUGGACGUUUGGGUAUCUAAUGGUCCAUCAGUUGCUAAUAAAGCUGCCUAUGUGGCCGUGUAUAAAUGCACUGCAGCAACGGCGAAGGCACUCGGCAGCAGCAGCUCCCACGCAGAGGCAGUCUCUCCGGCGAGCUCCAGCGCCGUAGUCAUCAUCGCCAUGGCUAGGGAAGAAGAGCUCAAGAGGAUUGACCUGAAGGUGAACGUGAGCUGCUGCGACGGCUGCAGGAGGAAGGUGAUGAAGGCGAUGAGCCUCAAAGGCGUGCUGAGGACGGAGAUCCAGCCGUCGCACGACCGGGUGACCGUCGUGGGCGACGUGGACGUCAACGUCCUGGUGAAGAAGCUGGCCAAGGUGGGCAAGAUCGCCGAGGCGCUGCCUCCCGCGCCUGCUGAGCAGGGCAAGAAGCAGCGCGAUGACGGCGACAGAGCGGUGCCGGCGCAGGCGCAACCGCAGGCGGAGGAGAAGUGCAAGGGCAAGGACGACGCCGGUGGCAAGGCGGCGGCUAAGGCAGCGCCGGGCAAGCAUGAGGGGUGCAAGAAGUGCGCGCGCGAGGCCGCCGCGCGCGCCGUGGGCGACAGUGGCGACCACUGCAGCGGGAAGAAGGCGCCGUCCAAAAAGGACAACAACGCCGGCGGCGGCUGGGGCGGCGAGGAAGGCGGCGACGCCGACGCCGACGGACUCGACGCCGAGCCCUUGGCGGUGGCGCCCCACCACCACUAUGCGCAAGCCCAGACGCAGCAGCACUACCACCGCGCGGAGCCGGCGAUGGUGGUGCCGGUGCACGUGCCGCCGACCUACUACUACCCGCCUCCGGCCGCCGCGGCGAUGCCGUACUACGGCUACUACGGCAUGCCCCCGCCCCCGCCGCCGACGAUGGCGAUGACGAUGGGGGUGGCACCGCCGUCCCAGCGGCACCCGCAGGCCCGGCCGCAGCCUUCCCGCUUCGACGAGGACUUCUUCGACGACGACAACACGGUCGGCUGCAGCGUCAUGUGAACCGUUGACGGACGGCCGCCGCCACGCGCCGUAGCCGGCCAUGCUUUGUAGCGCCAUGCCAUGUCGUUUUCCCGGGCAGAUCGCACCCGAUGGCGAUGCCAUCUGUCUGCCCCAUCCCCCGCGCGCGUGCACAGUGUGACUAUAUAUGAUGUGCGAGAAAGAAGCAAAGGAAGCCACCCCCGACGUUCUGUCAACGUACCA
Molecule: messenger RNA, 1550 nt
Organism: Zea mays
Lineage: Eukaryota; Viridiplantae; Streptophyta; Magnoliopsida; Poales; Poaceae
Product: heavy metal-associated isoprenylated plant protein 36
Exons: 3
Coding region: 513-1349 (278 amino acids)
Molecular function (GO): metal ion binding
Source: RefSeq, a predicted model, not a curated record